Molecule: messenger RNA, 2222 nt
Organism: Lagopus muta (rock ptarmigan)
Lineage: Eukaryota; Metazoa; Chordata; Aves; Galliformes; Phasianidae
Gene: NOP58
Product: NOP58 ribonucleoprotein
Exons: 15
Coding region: 122-1705 (527 amino acids)
Cellular component (GO): box C/D methylation guide snoRNP complex; small-subunit processome
Molecular function (GO): snoRNA binding
Source: RefSeq, a predicted model, not a curated record
CUUCCGCUGCGCCCGCUUCCUCUUCCGGUGCGCGCGUGCUUAACCGGGGGGUACCGUGCGUGCGCGCACGUGGCUGUGCUGCCGCCGGCCGCCCCCGGCCCUGCUCCGCUCCGUUGUCAUCAUGUUGGUGCUGUUCGAGACCGCUGCUGGCUAUGCUAUCUUCAAGGUUCUGAAUGAGAAAAAACUCCAAGAAGUUGACAGUUUGUGGAAGGAGUUUGAAACUCCUGAAAAAGCAAACAAAAUAGUAAAGCUGAAACACUUUGAAAAGUUUCAGGACACAACAGAAGCGCUUGCUGCAUCUACAGCUCUUGUAGAAGGCAAGCUCAGCAAGAACUUGAAGAAAAUUCUCAAGAAGAUAGUGGCAAAAGAUGCCCAUGAACAGUUGGCUGUAGCAGAUGCUAAACUUGGUGGUGUCAUAAAGGAUAAGCUGAAUUUGAGUUGUAUACACAGCCCGAUGGUUACAGAGCUGAUGAGAGGGAUUCGUUCACAGAUUGAAGGGCUUAUUACAGGCCUGCCUUCUCGAGAGAUGGCAGCUAUGUGUCUGGGUCUGGCACACAGCCUUUCUCGAUACAAGUUGAAAUUCAGCCCAGACAAAGUAGAUACCAUGAUUGUUCAGGCAAUUUCACUUCUUGAUGACUUGGACAAAGAACUGAAUAAUUAUAUCAUGCGCUGUAGAGAAUGGUACGGUUGGCACUUCCCUGAGCUGGGUAAAAUCAUCACAGAUAACCUAACGUAUUGUAAAUGCGUGCGGAAAGUUGGAGAUAGAAGAAAUUUUGCAUCUUCUGAUGUUUCUGACAUCCUAUCAGAGGAGAUUGAGGAAGAUGUAAAAGCUGCUGCUGAGAUUUCCAUGGGAACAGAAGUAUCAGAAGAAGAUAUAAACAACAUAAUCCAUCUCUGUGAUCAGGUGAUUGAGAUCUCUGAGUAUCGGACACAGCUGUAUGACUACCUGAAGAACAGAAUGAUGGCUAUUGCUCCUAAUCUCACUGUCAUGGUGGGUGAACUGGUAGGAGCAAGGCUCAUUGCUCAUGCAGGUUCUCUCUUGAAUCUAGCAAAACAUCCAGCCUCAACGGUUCAGAUAUUGGGUGCUGAGAAAGCACUCUUCAGAGCACUGAAGACUAAGCGGGACACGCCUAAAUUUGGCCUUAUCUAUCACGCUUCCUUAGUGGGACAAACAGCUGCCAAGAACAAAGGAAAGAUUUCUCGAAUGCUGGCAGCUAAGACUGCCUUGACUAUUCGUUACGAUGCCCUUGGAGAGGAUACCAGUGCUGAAAUGGGAGCUGAGAACAGAUUAAAAGUAGAGACAAGAAUGAGGCAUUUGGAAGAGAGAGGAAUAAGAAGAAUAAGUGGCACUGGAAAAGCCUUGGCCAGGGCAGACAAGUAUCAAAACAAGAGUGAAAUAAAGGUGUAUGAUCCUUCCGGUGACUCUACGCUUCCUGCUGUUUCAAAGAAACGCAAAAUUCAGGAAGUGGAAGAGCAGGAGGCAGGGGUUGCGGUGAAAGCGAAGAAGUUCAAGGCAGAGAUGAAAGAAGAGACAAAUGUAGAAGAGGAUGAGCCUGUCAAAAAGAAGAAAAAGAAAAAGGAGAAGAAAAAGCAGGCUGAGGAAGAGGAGGAACUGACAGAAGAAGUGCCCACCAGCUCUACAGUUGAGAAUACAGAGAAAAAAAAGAAGAAAAAGAAGAAGGUGAAAGACGAGGAUGAAGACUGAGAAAAGGUGGAAACACAGGCCAUAGGACAGUGCUUCAGAGUAGCAUUUCUUGACGUAAUUUCUUUAACCUCUAGCUGAAAACUGUUACCAUUCUAUAUUGCUAGAGGGCAAGGAGGUGCAUUUGAUAGCUGUCUUCUGCCCUGAAGCAGGAUACCCCACUGUCCCUGCUACUUAGGAAGACUGCUCUGUUGUUUUGCAGUAUCUUGUGUUGAGAAGCUGACAGUAGAUCCUUUUUUCAUAUGCAGUCUUCACUGAUAAAGAAUAAAAACAUUUUUAUGGAGAUCUUAUGCCUUUGUCUUGUAAUUUAUUUGCUGGCUUUCUAACCAUUAUUGGGACUGUUCCUAAAAUUUAAUGUUGUAAUUGAAUGAUCAGCAUGAAACUAUUUUUUCAAUGUGUAAACAUUCCAUUGCAGUUUCUUCCCUAAGAAAUUCAAACCUUGUAAAUAUUCUUAAGUUCUCCAUAAAAUGGAUACAAAUAUGUGUGAGUAACAUAAAAAAGCAUUGAACAGCUGAGGUGU